AUGGGUGCUUUAUCAAUUACAGUGCUAUUAAAUGAGUUACUUGCAAUGAGUUUUGACAUUCCCAAAUUUUUAGUUAAAGAAAAACUCUUAGUUCCAGUUUUCAAUUAUUUUGUUCAUUCAGCUCAUGAUUUUGUAACAGCAGCAGGCUACAACUUCCUUUGUGAAAUGUUUUUAAUGAAUGAUUCUUUCUCAUUUGGUCCUGUUGAUGAAAUUUUUGCUUUUGCAUUAUCUGUUGUUGCUUCUUCUAAUGUUUCUGCCUCUCUUCUACGUCUUGAGUCUUUAUUGAUAAUGUUAAGAAUGAUGAUGAGGCAAAAAAAGCAAUUAGAAUAUAUCAAGAAAUUAUUAUUAACAUAUGAGGAUCAAAUAUUUGUUGCAUUCCAACGCAAAUAG
Molecule: messenger RNA, 390 nt
Organism: Trichomonas vaginalis G3
Lineage: Eukaryota; Parabasalia; Trichomonadida; Trichomonadidae
Exons: 1
Coding region: 1-390 (129 amino acids)
Source: RefSeq, a predicted model, not a curated record